CCUCAAGAAGUCGGACUAUCGGUGUCAGUUGUCGAAAUCACUAAGAUGCGAUUUAGUUCACAUGAGCGAGAAAGACUCCUGCGUAAGUUCCAUGCGAUGGAUACAGAUAGGAAUGGAGCCCUAAGUUCGAAAGAAGUUCGUACAUGCGUAGAAAAUUCAGGACUCCCGCCGGCCGCCGUCGAUGAAUUUAUGAACUUGUUUGAUCUGGAUGCCGACGGAAAAGUGACACUAAAUGAAUAUAUCACUGCCCUCGGACUAAAUCCUCUGCCACCAUCUGAGUGAGUGACUUUUGCUGAAU
This is a messenger RNA of Opisthorchis viverrini, 298 nucleotides long. RefSeq lists its product as hypothetical. The record is from RefSeq and is a predicted model, not a curated record. Lineage: Eukaryota; Metazoa; Platyhelminthes; Trematoda; Opisthorchiida; Opisthorchiidae. The transcript is spliced from 2 exons. Gene Ontology annotation, molecular function: calcium ion binding. Bases 46 to 282 code for a protein of 78 amino acids.